AGAGUUCCUGUGAUGCCCCAGGGCGGGCGGAGCUGGUCGGGGUUGCGAUGCCGUACAAGGACCGUCAGAAUCGCAGCUGCGGCUUUCUGGACAUCGAGGAGAAUGAGAGCAGCGGCAGGUUCCUGCGCCGAUACUUCAUCCUGGACACGCAGCAGGGCAGCCUGCUGUGGUACAUGGACAACCCACAGAAUCUGCCUAAAGGUGCAGAGAAGGUGGGAUCUCUAAAGCUCACCUACAUCUCGAAGGUCAGUGAUGCCACCAAGCUCAGACCAAAGGCAGAGUUCUGCUUCGGUGAGUUCACCUUCACUUUCUUCUCCUCUUCCUCCGUCUCCUCCGUUUGUUUCCUACGCUACAGCUCUAUCCACUAUGAAGGAGCACGAGGGCCAAGAACCAGACGAAGAUGA
Molecule: messenger RNA, 404 nt
Organism: Paralichthys olivaceus (Japanese flounder)
Lineage: Eukaryota; Metazoa; Chordata; Actinopteri; Pleuronectiformes; Paralichthyidae
Source: RefSeq, a predicted model, not a curated record